CAAGAUGGAUAUAUGUACUUUUUUCAAACAUAAGCUUUCAAAAGCAACAACAACCACAGAGCGAGAACCAAGGAUUGAAGAUGUGGACCAUGAAACGACGGAAAGCACCGCCAAAAUGCAGGCAUAUGAUGGCAUGGAGCUGCUCGAUUGGCUGUUUGAUCAAAACGAGGGAAUCCUCCGGCACGAGGAAGCGGGACAACAUCACCACUGGCCCAUACAGGACCCAAAUAUGCUCCAGCUGGCCGAACAGGCGGAUGCAGACUUCCUCAACGCCCUCCUGAGUGGAGGUGAAUCUGUCUCAGACUCACCUCUCUGGCCUUCCUCACCGAGCGACAGCGGGAUAAGUGAGGACCCACCCUCAGACCAGAUGGAUAGCCCUCAGCGGCCUGCGAGCCCCCCUGACGAACUUCAUUGUUUGGGUCUGAAGUCACAAGCCAAAGCAGCCUUGGAGGCCCAAGUGUCCAUCAAACCAAACGUCUGGGAUGCCGAGUUCCCCGUGGACCAGAUGAGAUAUCCACAAUAUUCUUCAGAUGUAGAUAGAGCCCCACUGUGUUCUGGCACAGCUCUGACAGUUAAGGAUCUGCUGCUGAGUGGCACUGCUGAGCCGGCUCCGCAACCAUUCCAGCAGUCCAUUCAGGAACUGAUUCUCAAUGAAGACGAGAAGAAGCUCCUUGCGAAGGAGGGUGUCACUCUGCCCAGCCAACUGCCUCUUACCAGGAAUGAAGAAAGGAUCCUGAAGAAAAUACGCAGAAAAAUUCGCAAUAAGCAGUCAGCCCAGGAAAGCCGUAAAAAGAAGAAAGAAUACAUUGAUGGACUGGAGAGCAGGAUGGCUGCAUGCAGCGCACAUAACCAAGAGCUGCAAAGGAAAGUGUCUCAGCUGGAGAAAUGUAACAUUUCACUAAUGGAACAGCUGCGCCGGCUUCAAGCUCUGGUCAUGAAUACAUCCAACAAGCCGGCCCAGACUGGGACAUGCGUGCUGGUGCUCUUGCUGUCCUUCUCCCUAAUCCUCUUCCCGAGCCUCAAGCCCUACGCUGACACGAAAGUCAGCCAAGGAGACUUCAGCCCAGUCAGAAUCCAGUCACGGUCCCUGCAGGAGGUACAGGCCUCCCGCGUGCUGCACAUCAUCGAUUCCCCAUUGCCUGCCCAAGACGAAUCAGAGAACGUGCAUCGGCAUUUCCCAGGGGAUUCAGGCCUGGAAAUAACCAGCCUGAUGGGGAACAUGAAGCUGAAUCGAGAAAUGGACGUCCUUUCUCCAAACUGCAGCCAGGAGGAAAGACAUGGCCAUUUCCACGUGGACCCGCUCACUGGCCAUGUUAACGCAGUAACCUUGGAUCCCAAACGAUCAUCCAGGCUGCCGCCAAAUGCAGACGACAUGUAAAAGAAGCCGAUUCCUUUGACUUUUCGUUUUAUUUCCUGAGAGCUGUUAUUAUUGGUUGAAUCGAGUCAUAGAUAUUCUUUAUCUGCAGUCUUAUUUACCCUUUCCUCUUAUGUGAGGCUCUUUUUGUAAGAGUAUGUGUAUUUCUGAGUUUUGUCUGAAUUGCCAAUUUCAUUAUUUGUGUUGUGAUACAAGUUUAUUAACUACAGAGGAUACAUGGUGAAAAUCUGUGCUAUAAGAACGAAAAAAACAAUAAACAUUAUUUUACUCCUAUCAUAUCUUUUUAAAUGAUCAACAUGUUUUAAAGUAUUUCUUAGCACCUGUUCUCAUUCUUGUCUGUUUUCUGUGAAACUGAUACACAAAGAUUUAAACAUUUUAAACCCAAAAUUAUUCAAUUUCUGUAAUUUCUUGGAAACAUACCCCAAAUGAUUGAUCUAUGCUGUGAAUUUAUCUGCAACAUACAUGCAUAACAGAUGGAAACAAACUCCUUUUUCUAUUUAAGUUAAUUAAAUAUGAGACAUUAUAGUAUUUUCUUUGUACUUAUGAAUUAAAAAGUCUCCAAUAAAAGAUGUAACCAAGACACCGGGAGUCCAAGGUAGCUUCUUUCCCCCUCCCGAGGUGUUUCUGCCUGAAAUACUCUAAUCCGAUGUAUAGACAAGACAUCUCUCAAAGGGCAAAUAUGUCACUAGGGACAAUAGAAAGGGAGAAACUAGGUCAAAAGUUGAAUAGACGAGCCGUUAUCACCAGACUUCCAGCCUAUUUAUUGACAUGUUGACAUAUUUACUCACUGGAGAAGUCGGGGUCUGUAGCAUGACAAAAAAGUGACUGGAUAAAAGGGUUGCGGAUCCUCAUUGAACUGGAAAUUUCACGAUCUAAAAUAGCAAGGGAUGCUAUGAAUAGACAAAAUGCCAUCAGACAAUGAGAAGAACGUCAACGCUGAGCUUGAGUAAAAUGAUUACUGUGGAAAGAAAAUAUGAACUGAACUAUCCACAACUUUCUAUAU
Messenger RNA from Corythoichthys intestinalis (scribbled pipefish), 2378 nucleotides. It is a transcript of the gene creb3l3a, whose product is annotated as cAMP responsive element binding protein 3-like 3a. Lineage: Eukaryota; Metazoa; Chordata; Actinopteri; Syngnathiformes; Syngnathidae. The coding region runs from base 5 to 1378 and encodes 457 amino acids. Gene Ontology annotation, molecular function: DNA-binding transcription factor activity, RNA polymerase II-specific; RNA polymerase II cis-regulatory region sequence-specific DNA binding. Gene Ontology annotation, cellular component: nucleus. Gene Ontology annotation, biological process: regulation of transcription by RNA polymerase II. The transcript is spliced from 10 exons. The record is from RefSeq and is a predicted model, not a curated record.